This is a messenger RNA of Limulus polyphemus (Atlantic horseshoe crab), 11880 nucleotides long. RefSeq names its product golgin subfamily A member 1-like. The record is from RefSeq and is a predicted model, not a curated record. Gene Ontology annotation, cellular component: Golgi apparatus. The transcript is spliced from 18 exons. Lineage: Eukaryota; Metazoa; Arthropoda; Merostomata; Xiphosura; Limulidae. Bases 232 to 2637 code for a protein of 801 amino acids.
UUCAACAUGGUGAUGUCAUCAUGUUUGCACCGUUUAGUAUUUAAAAUGUUAAAUUUUGUAAUUGUAGUAUAAUUCAUAGAAGUGGAAAUUUAACCUUAAACAUGAAGUGUUUUGCUGUGCUCACUGGCUAAAAAAUAUUAUGUUUCUGUGGUGUAUAUAAAAAAAAAAAAACUUGUAAAUAUUACCUGAAGUUUACAAAGACAUUCACUUGAAAUUUUGGGAACACCAACCAUGUUUACCAAGUUGAAGAAAAGACUAGAAGAAGAAAAUACUGGUGAAUUGCUGAAAGGAUUGACAGUUACUGGUUCAACCAAUUACAUCCCAGCACUUAGCAGUUUCAUAUCAGGAUCAGCAAGUAACUUGUCAGCAGUUGGAAAAAUAUCAGCAUCUUUGGCCAGUUCUACAGCUGCACGUAGUCGCAGGGCAUCAGCUUCAGAAAGCAGCUCUCCUAAAAUUGCCUGUGUUUCUUUAAAUCACAACCAGUCAGCAUCACCAGGAAAUAAGUUAUCAAAUAACUCUAAAAGGACAAGAAGAUCCAACUCGGAGCUAGUAUCUCUUCAAGGGGCUACAUCUAACAAAGGAACAUCUAUCAUGGGACAUGACUCACAGACUCCAGAAAAGAAUAUGGGAGCCAUCAGAAAAAAAGCUGAGCCAAUGAAAGUACUAGAAGCCAAAGUGAAAGACCUGCAUGAACGUCUGGAAAAUCAGAAGAAAGAGCACGAAGUAACAACUUUGGAAAAGCUGAAACAGGCUAUUUUUGAGAAUGAUGACAAAUGGAUUGUUAAACUUCAGGCAUUGGAAAAGGAAAAGUUGAGGUUGGAAAAUAAGUUGCAAGAAUGUCAAAUUAAACUGGAAAAAUUUGUUGAAAAACAAGAAGAAAAGGAUGAACAGGAUAACUUUCAAAAUCAAGAAAUAGCCGAAAAACAACACCUGUUGCUGAUUAGCUACCAACACGUGAAAGAAUUGGAGGAAAAACUGAAAAGGCAGAAUGAAGAAAUGAGCCAAACGGACAAAAAGGUUAAGGAAAUGGAAGAUAGGAUCGAGCAACUUCAAGCCCAAAUAGAGAAAAAUGAAGAAGAAUUGAGCAGAGUUUGGAUAAUUGAACAUGAUAAAGCAGAACUGGAGCUUGAAGUUGAUCAGCUCAAACAUGAAGCACUUCAGACAAGCAGUAUUCUAGAAGCGAAAGACAGCCAUAUUGUUCAUGUAGAAGAAAGAGUAGCUGUUUUGGAGAAAAGGCUUGAAGAUUCAUCCCUCCCCGAUGACGAAAAAGUGCGAGCUUAUCUAUCAGAGCGAGAGCACUUGGAAAAGAAGUUAAAAGAAUCGCGAGAGCACUUGAGUGAAGUAAAAUCAACAUGGAGUGAGAAGAACAAGAAUUUAGAAACACAAAUAUCCCUCCUUAAUAAGAAAAUAACAGAAGAUGGUGAAGAGUUUUCAAAAUUAGAAAAACAACUCAUUGAAGUUAGAAAGAAAGCAAAACAGAAGGAAGAAGAAGUUUGGACUCUAGAAGAGAAAAUACAAGAAAGAGACAAGGAAUUAGCUAGACUGAGAGUGGAGUAUGAAGAAGAAAUCAGUAAACUAACUUCUGAAGCCCAUAACAAAAAACAGGAAUUAGAAGGCCAUAUCUCACUGUUAGGAUCUUCUCUAUCAGAAAUGACAGUACAAAAGCAGAGGGAGAGUGAUGAAGCACAAAGAAGGAUAAAUGACUUGAUGGCAGCUAAAACAAAGUACUUAGAAAAAGAGACAGGAAUGGAGAGUCAAAUGGCAUUCUUAAGGGAUGAAAAUAUAAAAUUGAAGGAAGGCUUUAGAAAGAAGGAAGGAGAGUGUGAAAUCCUGUCUCAAAGACUUCAUUCAUCUAGUAAAGAGUUUGAUUGUGCAUCCAACAGAAUUGAGCAGUUGGAAAAAGAGUUGAAGACACAAUUAUCUUCCCUAGAAGAAGUUCAAGAGGUUCUUAAGCAGCGAGAAGCUGAAUUGCACACUGUAACACAAGAGAAAGACAGUUUAAUGAUAAGGAAUGCGGAACGCUCGAAUCAACUAGAACUUGUGCGACAAGAACUCAGGGAAUUAAAAAUGCAGCAAGAGACAGAAGAAGUUCAAGGGAAAGAAAGAAAGAUCGAUGAAUUUGAGAAACAAGCCACACAACAUGUGGAACUUUCAGCCAGGGUGUUAGAACUAAAGUCUGUUGUAGAAGAUCUUGAAGAACAACUAGCUGACAGAAACAAGACCAUCAAGUUACAACAACAGAGGUUAGUGGAUAUGAAGAAAACUCUUCAAAAAGAAUUUCGGGCUCAGAAAAACAACGAUAACUUCAAGACAUCUGACAGUGUAGAACUGGGCUCGUCUUUUCCCUCUCACCUAAAUGUACUAGAGCACCAAGGUUCUAGCCAUAAUCAAAAUCACUUGGACCUAAAGAAAGAUGAUGUCAACUUUAAGUACCUAAGACAUGUCAUCUUGAAGUUCAUGACAUCCAGGGAGUGUGAGGCUCAGCAACUCAUUAGAGCUGUAUCAGUGCUUCUUCAUUUUACUCCUGAAGAAGAAAGACUUAUUAAAGAAACUGUGAACUGGAAGAUGUCAUGGUUUGGGACCAAACCUGAAUUAUCAAAAGGUCACCUCAAGUCUGGGGUGUUUGUACCUUUUUAGCCUCUGAGGAUUGUUUUCAGACUGUUAGCUAAAACAGUUGUGAAGCAACUAAACCAUCUCCAGAAAUUUGUAGAUAGUUUAAACAAAUGGCUACGAACUGAAAGUUUGGUUUCUACAGAAACUAUUCUCAAAUCAUAUAUCUUAUAAGGCAGAAAUAUAGUAACACCUAGUCUGAUUUUGAAGGUUUAUAUACUACAGGGUCAAGUUGAAAGAAGGGUUGUGUAAGAGUAUCAGUAUAGCCGUACUACAGGGUCAAGUUGAAAGAAGGGUUGUGUAAGAGUAUCAGUAUAGCCGUACUACAGGGUCAAGUUCAAAAACGGGUUGUGUAAGAGUAUCAAUAUAGCCGUACUACAGGGUCAAGUUGAAAGUUGUUGAGGUCAUUUAGCAUUGUGCACUUUUAACAUAAUUCGAGUUUUGUGUGUGUUUAGUGUUUUUAAUUAUAAGGAAAUUAUGCCAAAGUUUUGAGGGCUUCACUGUUUUAAAAAGGUUGAUAUUCAGUAGGCUUUAACUGUUUUUUAAAAGUUGUUUCUUAAGAUGUUUAAUAAAGUAAUUUCACACUUUAUAUCUCUUGGUUUUUAUGAAUUUAGCAAAUGCUGAAAUACUUAUUUUAAGUAUGUAAUUUUUUCUAUUAAUCUUAAAGUUGUGAAGUUUCGGUGGAGAUUUCUCAACGGGCUGUGCUAUUUACAUUUAUAUCUUCACAUGUCCACUUCUUUCAAGUGCACUUAACAUGGUGAUGUAGUUUGUCAGACUUGAGUGAUAGCCUUACUCUUUAUUUUAUAAUGUAGCUAGUAGCUGUAGAUAAUGUGUUGCUUAGAAAGUGAACAAAAUACUGUAAAGGUAAUAGAUAAUACUCCAGCAUCCUCUCAUUGAGUAUGGUGUUUAAUGACUUCCAACAGCAAGUGUUUAUAACAUAUUUUGAAACUACCCAUGAAAUAUGGACAUUUGAGUAUCUUCUUUUCAUAAGUGACUGUUAGUAUGUAGACCAAAGUAUACUCUUGACUCUUUAUGAUGGUUUACUGAAGUAAACAGUCUGUUCUUUAAUGUAAAAUUGAUUGCUGCUUCAUUCCCUGAUCUUGUUAUGUAAUUACCCUUGUUGUUUGAGAAUUAAGGCCUAGUGGUUAAGAUGUUCAUUUUGUGAUCAGUUGUGGGAUUGAAUGGGCACACUGCCUUGGUCUGUACUGCAACAAGGACUCCACCCAUUUAACACGGGGUGUGGGGGGAACCUAGGCUAUUAUUCCUGUAACUUACAUCUUUACGUUGCAGAGUCUGGACUCGUCGUCUUGGCUCUCACAUGAUGACUACUUUGUCAUCAUCUGUAUAUAUCAAAGUUGAAUAUUUUUGCUAGCUAUUUCAGUUACGUUUUUUUUUCUUUCUUAAUCUGAUGAUUAAAUUUAAGGAUUUCUUGAAACUUUUACAUCAUCUGUUUGACCCAUUAAGACGUACAUAAUGACUAGUGGUUCUGUUAUUUAUCCAAGUAUAGCUUACUUAGCGACAUGAUAAUUAUAUAUACAGGUAGUUAUAUCUAAGUUUGUAUUUUUAAAAACUGUGUUAGUUAGUUUUGUUAGUGGUUAUAUAAAGUGUGAAUAAAAACAGUUCUCAAAACUGUGUUAUGUUGAGAGCCUUAAAGCGUAUGCCCCAGUUUCAGGUGGUUUUGAAAACUUUUAUGUUGAGAACAUUAAAGCAUAUGCUCUAGUUUUGAAUAGUUUUCAAAACUAUGUUAUGUGGAUAACAUUAAGUAUAUGGUCCAGUUUUGUAUAGACAUGAGAACUACUUUAUAUUACAAAAGAUUAAUGUAAUUCUUCUAUUUUGGUGGAAGUUUGAAAACUACUUUAUGUUGAAAGGAUUAAUGCAUAUGCUCCAGUUUUGGAGAAAAUUUGAGCCACCCAGUCAUUCCUUAUUAAAAAGAGGGGGAGGGGUAGAAUUUGUGAUCUAUCACCUGGAAAAGUUCCAAUAAUUGACAGGUGUUAUUAAUUAUAAUCGUGCUUUGCUACCUUUUGAAAUAGUGUUCUGGUCACUAAUGUGUUUGUUGUGUCCCAGCCAACCUGAUGAGUUCUGGAUUGAGUGAAAUGACAGUUGAUAUGGUGAACACUGUGGUUGGAAUACUACUACUGUACACUCUUCUAAUUCUUGAAAAUCCAUAAGGGACUUGUUAAAAAUGUAGAGUAUAAUAGGCCUAACACUGGUGUCUUAUGAUAAGUAUAAUUAAGUAUUUACAUAAGACUACAUUCAUUUUCAACACAAGAUCUUAAAAGAGUUAUACAUACCACUUUUUUAACUAUUGUGACACAGGAAAUGUUUUUAUAAAACCUUAUAUUGGAGAGGAAACACCUUUUUUUUUAAAUUUAUUUACUUUGUUAAACCAGUUUAAUUGUAACCUCCAUUAUAUAGCUUCACAGUGUCUGUUUUCUCUCGCUUUAAUUGAAAGUUUUGGCAAAGAAAGCCCUUUAAUAUAAAAUAAGAAACCUUGAAUUGCUGUAAUAUUUUUGUCCACUUUUUUUUUUUUGGAGUUUCACUGUGUAGUGUAUUUAAUAACGUAGCUAAAUGCAUUUACAUUAUAUGUUCUUGGUUUUGGUCUUUUUGAUAAAUUGCAUCAAUAAUGUAUGGGAUUAAAGUGUAACUUGCUUUAUUUUAAAAAGCUGUAAUUUUGUUGUUGUUUUUUUAUUGGUAUCUACAGCUUGUAACUUGUAUAUGUUAGAGGAAAGUUUAUCAAAGUAUAAAUCAUUUUUUCUUUUAACAUCUUUAUGUUGUACAUGUGUCCGGUCAGAAGUGUUUGAGAGAGAGAGAUGGGAUGAUCUUUCAUCGUAAGAAAAUUGUUUUCUAAUUUUGUGAUAGCUCUGGUACAUUUGUUGUUUUCAGUGUGGUGGGGUUGCUACAUCAAAGAAUUUCCCUCGUAUACAUUUCUAAUCGGUAUUGUUUUUUAUUGCAUCUUGAUGUGAAACUUAUGUGGACAAUUUUUAUAUUCAGUAUAUGCUUUAAAUCAAGAAAUGAACAAGAUUCACAAAAACAAUGAAACACUAAUAGUUUAGGUGAUACAACCUAUUUGUAUGUGUAUAGAAAAAUACGUGCAGAAACAAAAAGAUUAUAUAGAUAUAAAUUUUAUUAACUUCAUUAAAACACAAAAUUAUUAAUUUUUGAUAGCUUAGGCAGAGUAUUCAGAUUGAGCUGACUGUGAAAUGGGCAGCUAGUGCCUCCUAGAGAAACACUUGUAGAAAUAUAUUGGUGACUAUACAAUCUACUUAUGCAGAUUAAGUCUAGGGGAUGAUGUUUCAAAAGUCUUUUGUCUUGGGGUCACUUUGAGCUUUGACUUAGCAGGUAUUUUGAUUUAAGAAUUCUUAAAUGAAGUCCCCCAUUUUUUUCUCUUCGUCCAACUUGUGGCUGAAGAUUUUACAGAAAGAAAGAAAUUAAUAAUUAUACAGAGAGGAAAUAAUGAGGAUGUAAAAAAAUAAAACUAAUAAUAACUAUGGUCUUGAUGAUGAUAUUAAUUGUAUAAUCUAGAUUUAAGUACGCGAGGAUAAUGAAGAUCAAGCAAGCAAAAAAAUCUCGGAAAUAUAAAAACAGACUGUCUAUAGUGUAUCAUUAAUUAAAAUUCAAACAUUGGCACCCUCAACGGCCUUGGCCUUUUGGGUGUGAAUCUAUAGAUCCUACACUUAGGUUUUUAAUGUGAGAGGAAAGUGGAAGAACCUUGAGAAAAAUCAACUUUUACUACCCAGAUGCCAAAUAAUCUAUGCAGAUAGUGCCCGAGUUGUGGGGCUAAAAAGGUUGUUGAUUAGUAUGUACAGGGUGUCCAUAAAUUGUGCCCCAUUUUAAAAAUUAAUAACUUCAAAAAUAUUACAGAUAGAACACGCUGGUUUUAUUUAACUUGACGUACAACUCUUGUCUUAGUAUACUUCCACGUGUGCACUGUUUGUUGCUCGAAGAAUGUCUAGUUAAUAUUCUAUCUCCCUCCAGGGUUGUUCAUCAUCUCAGAUUAUUCUGUGGCGAAGAUCCACAAUAUCACCUACAGGUCUCUAAUAUACCUGAUUUUUCACAACCCCCCACAAGAAAAAAUCCAAUGGGGUUAUGUCAAGGAACAUGGGGGGACCAUCAUGUUGGUUCAUCUGUCUGGGAAUGUGUUAUUUGGGAACUCCUGGACCUCAAGACUACUGUCUUGUUGAAAAAUAACAUAAGGAAAACAAACAGUUAGAGCUUAUUUAGGUAAUUUGUCACAGUUGUUUCAGCAAAGAAAAAUGGCUCGAUAAUUCUAUCAUGCAUCAAGCCACACCACACAAUAAUCUCUAGGCUGUCAUGUUUGUGCUCGUACACCACAUGUGGGUUUUGUGACUCACAAAUACAGACAUUAUGGCAACUGACAUGUAGUCUUGUCUGAAAAUAAAACCUUUGCCAGGUAUUCAUUAUUCUAAUCUAUCCGAUCAAGGAUUUCCACUGUAAAGUCCUUGCAUCUUUGUCCAUCAUCUGAUUCGAGGGCUUGCAGUAAUUGUACUUUGUAGACAUGUAAAUAAUGUCGUUUGUGUAAAACUUUGUUCACUGUGUAUUUUAGCAAGUUAAGAUCAAGGGAAGUAUGACAAACGGAUUUCUUAAGAAACACCUAUUGUACUCGAUCAAAAAGGUUGAAAAGCGAGCUUAAGUGGGUUAGUAGGUUAAAUAAGGCAUUUUUAAUAAGAAUGAUGUUACUGAUUGUAUCCUAGCCAGAUGCAAAGUUCUUAAGUUUUUUUUUGUGUGAAGUUUGAUUUUGACUGUUGUGAUGUGUUUUUUUUUAUGGUGUCUGGAGUUAGUGACGGGGAAGUUGGGGGGUGUUAAAAGUGGUUCUUCUCUGUUAUAAAGGUGUUAACUGUUUGAAUACUGUUGUUGAAUGAAGCACAGUAGGGUGUGAUGAAAGUUUGGUGGAAAUAACGGACAAAUAAUUUAGCUUUUCCUGACACAUUACUGCACUUUUGCUGUUGUAAGUUAUAUUAUUAAUGUUUGAUUUUUUUCCAGAAUAAAAAUGGGUGGGUUUUGGUGGCAAAAGUCAUGCCAUUUUUUUUUUGUUGCUAAUUCAAUUAUUAAGCAGUUGUUUGGUUUAUUGCAGCCUUGAUUUUGUUAUCGCUGGUAUAAAUGAAAAGUUUUCUGUGGGUGAUAAGUGUUUUUAUUUGCAGGGUUAUCAACGAGUUACGUGUGUGGGUAUUGAUUAUUUUGCUGGGAAUGGUUCUGAUGCUCUGGGGUGAGAUACUGUGUUAUAACUAGGAAUGUUAAAGUUAGAAUUAUCUUUUAAUCUAGUUUCAUUGAUAAUGUCAGCAUUAGUACUAUUGCUUAGAUUAUAGAGUUAAUAUUUUUUAGUGGCUAGGUCACCUUGCAUAUUAAUGUGUAAGAAACAUACCAUACAGUAAAAUCAAAUUAAGGUAUUUACCUGUAGCAGUCUUCAGGCACGGGUUGGUUGGUGGCAGUGAUCCUACUGAAUGUGUGUCCCUCGAGUUCUUCGGGUGUAGGUCCCUGCAUGUGAAGAUAGAAGAUGGCAACUUGUGUGAAGAAGAGGUUGUGUUUGCUGGUGACCUGGUGUUCUUAAGAUGCUUGUUGGAGAACCACGUUUAACAUAGAUGGCGAGGAGGGUAAUGAUUGGAUAAUUACCAUCAUGGGUAUUACAUAAAAUAUAUUCAUUAUUUGAGGUAAUUUGACUGUUUUGGAAGACAAUUUUAAUGUUCUUUUUGUAAAUUAGGGCAAUGCUCCUAGUGCCUGUUAAUUGGGAUGUUAAUUUCAUAUUGUAACCAGGUAAAUUAAAACUUCAUUUAUUAUUAUAUCUGUGUCUUGGCUGCUGCUGCAAAGUUCAUUCUUUUUGUGAUGAAGUCUCCCUGAAUAUUUAAAUGUAGUAAGAAAAUGAUUUUAUCCACAUUCUGUGCUAGGGAAAUAGGAUCCAGGUUUUCCAGCUUUAGAUAGGAAUUUGCAUCCUAGCAGAUCUCAUGAUAGAGUUAGAGCAGACCUGGAUUUCUUCAGGUAUUCCUGACCUAUGGCUAGGACCUUAACGAUGAAGGCCACGAAGUGUUCACUGAAUCCACCUUGGUAUAAACAUUGAUGGUGUGGAGUUUGAGUCUGUGAGCUGGCAGCUUCAGCCUAUGUUUUUGGUCAAGCUUGUGUUGAAGGCUUCACAGGAGGUGGUGGGUGACUGGGUUUGUCCCCAAGAGAAAGACGUUAUGGUGGCUUACUUGUUUGUUGCAGCUGAACUGGAUUGGCAGUGGUUGGAACAGUGAGGCCCAACUUGUUCUUGUGUAGUUCCAUCACUUGUUUAAAUUUUGGACAGCUGUGAUAGGUUGGCAAGUGGGAUCAGUUACUGUAGCAGGUUUCUUAGCGAGGCUUGUUGCACUCACUGACAGGGUGGAGGCCUCCACACCUGAUGCACCUGGCUGAAGUCUUGCAGGUGGCUUGUGUGUGCAUAAACUGCUGGUGUUUAAAAUACUGGCUUACUGUUGUUGCUGGAGAUUUUUGGUGGGUUCCACAAGGUACUCGAUGAACCAGGAGGCUAUGCCUUUGUUGAUAAGUUUCUUGGCAAUGUCAGCAUCCUGGAAUGAGACUUUAAUUAGUGUAGUGUGUUUACAUGUUUUGAAAAAAUGAAUUCUUUUGAUGGAAGUUGGAUGAGUAUUCUGAGCCUCCAAUUCUUUGGCAUCAUCAGUAGUUAUAUCAGAUGAUAUGUUCCUGUUGACCAUGUAGGUUUUUCUAGCAGGGCUUCAGGUAUAUGAAUGGUGACACAGGCUCUGUGGAAUACUGUUGAUGGCCAGGACUUGAGAAUCCAGCUGUAAUCCUGUGGUUGGCAGCACUUGACAACAAUUCCACCCUUGGGGAGUCGUUGAACUUCACUGAAGGUGAUCCUGGGAAAACUGACUUGAUUUCCUGAGUGAUGUCUGGCUCCUAAAGGUUGCAGGAACACCUUCAAUGAUAACUGAUGGAGACAGCAGGUUGUUCUUUUUUUCCAAAAUUUGUCUGAGUCAAUGAUUCUAGUUUUGUCCCAGUCUAUUUUGUGUCCAGUUGAUAUAGUUCUGCAAUGGCUGAAUUCUGUGCUGUCUUUGUGUUCUUUUAUUCUUGUCCCAGGUUGUCUUCCUGUUUCUCAUUUGUAGGUUUCCAUUCAUUUUUGACCAGGAUAGAUCUUGUUGUUUUGUAAGAUUUCCAGCAGAAGUUUAUAUUGAACAUCUUGGCUAUACAUUUAAGUUUUUCUUUUACGUUUUGCACGUAGUGGGGAGGUAAACAGUAGUAGUACUAUUCACCUUAUCUUUUCUUUCUGUUGUGGUCUUUUAUGGGGGAAUUUAUAAUGAAGGUAGAAGUAUAGCCAUUAUGUUUAAAACACCUUAGGAUGUUUGAUGAAUGUCCCACCACAGAUGUUUUCAGCUCUCUUGUUCAGUCAUUGGAGUAUACUGCAUUUUAUGGAAGUUAGAUGAUAGGUUUGGAUGUGUAGGUAUCUGUCAGUGUGGGUAGGUUUUGUGUAUACAGUUGUAGUAAUUUUUCCUUUUUGUCUACUGGUGAGUAUCUCAAGAAAUGGUAGACUGUUUUGUUUCUCUAUUUCCAUAGUGAAGUGGAUUCUUUUGUCUAUGGAUUUAAGACGUUCUAGGAAGGCUAGUAAGUUUUCUUGACUGUUUCAUAAACAUAGCACUUAUAAAAAAAUUAGUUUUACAUCUGUAAAUGAAAGGGAUCAAAGUCUUCCAGGAAAAUGUCUGCUAAAACUGGAGAGUGAUGAUCCCAUGGCUAGAUUUGUUCCUAGAAAUCUUCAUUGUAGGCAACUAGUCAUUAGUUCCAUGAUGGCUGUAUCUUCAUGUCAAUUCCGUGUGUUACAAGAGUUAUCAUUCAACAAUCUUUGUUUGGUAAUGCAAAGGAUUUCUGAGGUCAGAACAUUAGUAAACAGGUCUAUGACAUUUAAAGAUAUAAAACUUUCAUAAUGUCGUUCUUUACAAUUGAGCUGCAUAAACAGAUUGUAUAGUCAACAAUAUAUUUCUUAUAGGAUUAUAUUAUCCCAGCCCCCACUCUCUUUAACAAUUUAAUCAUAAUAUCUUUAACUCAAUCGAUCUCUCAGAAAUCUAUUGAAACAGAAUUGCACUCACUUAGUCUGCUCCAGUCCUUUUCGACUGUUCUCUCUCUGACUGACAUCUUUACCACAUGGACAAACAGAUGCACAUGUUUUGCUCUGAUUACAGAGAACGACAGUCUUUUCACAGCUCUCCCGGCAGGCUUGGGUCAACAUCAUCCUCGUCUCCAAGCAUCUCUCAACAACCCACUCUCUAUAUUAAACUAAGACCAGUGGCUAUAUCAAACUUUGUUUGACCUUAAACUUUUCAACUGCAUGAAGUGAAAGGAAGCAAAAAGUUUCUGACCACCAGGGUUUUUUUCAGGCCCCAAGAUUUUGAAACCUAAAUUCCUGCCAUGAAUUUGAUUUGAAGAUAUUUCUAUAAACGUUUCUCCAAUAGACAGUAACUACUCAUUUCACAGUCAACUCAGUAUUAAUUAUCAAUUAAACAAUAACAUUUAAAUAAACUUCAUUAACAAAAAAAGCAAAUGGAAAUUUUAUUAAUCACCUUUAUGUGACAUUACAUGUUACCUGUCUAUCAGCAAGGUAAGAAGUCAAAGGAAUUGUUUUAAAUAUUCCUGGUGAUACUCUAGUAUGUGUAUACAUACAUACAUACAUACACAGAUUACCACCAGUUAAUAUGUGUUAAAUUUUAAUUUCGAGAAUUUUAUUUUUCUAUAUUUAUCAUAGGAAUACAAAAAAAAAACCCUUAAUUUCUGUAAUUGUUAAACACCCAAUUUCUACCUGUAGAUUGUUAAAAGGAUUAUAAAACCCUUACCUGAAUAGUUCAAUAAUAAUUGAUCAUCCAUCCUCUUCCCUUUCAAUAUCAUGCACUUAUGAACUUUUCUGACAAAUGUUAUAAAUUUCAGUUAAUCUUGUUUUGUGUCUUUGUUGUUGGUGUAACGGUGAAUUAUUUUCGACAAUUUUUUUUUUAUAUUCCAUUGGUGCUGAACAUUCUAAUAUUUUGAGUUAUGAAAAGCAAUAUGAAAAUUUGUCUUAAGUUUUGUAUUUUCUCAUCAUUCUUAUAUAAAUGCUGAACAUUUGCCCAUAUAUUUUUGGAUGUAGAUAAUUUGAUUAUUUUCAUUUAUAUAUACAGUGCUAAAUGGAGAAGUUUAAUUCAGUUGUCAAAAUGCUAAUCUUCUGCACUUUUCAGUGUGAUAAACUUUAAUGUAAAGAUUAUUCUUAUUCAUAAUUCAAGUUGAACAUAAAGAUCAUGUUAUAUUUAU